AUGGCCUCCCAACAACCCACAAACUCUACCUCAAUCACGCACAAUGGAGAUGGGACUCCGCCAUCCUCCAGGCGCUGGAUGUACUUCGACAAAGCCCUCCAUCUCGCCAUUGCCCGUGCUACCCACAAGUGGACUGUGCAAGACUUCAAGGAGUGCUUCCCUCUAUGGUCUGAAGACCAGCCGAGAGGCAUCGAGGGCGUACAUUCAACACUGGCAACGUAUACAGAGCGCUUCAUCACGGACAACUGCGCCCGGAUACUGUCUGCUUGCGAUGCGCAAGGCAACAUCGACCGUCUUGACGCAGUGGUCUCCACCGCCCGCGCUCUACACAAAGCAGAUCCUGCCGCACCUCCCCCUCCCGAUGCUUGGCGUGAGAAUCUAUCGCCCCGAACGGCCGUACGGGCGCGAACUGUACCCGCUCUGCGCGCUGAACGAGACCGCAUGCGUCAAGAGCUCGCGGCGCUGGAAGCCGAAAAUGCGAAGACGAUCGCAGAGGUCCAGGCAAACCAGAAACGGAUGGCAGAUGCGCAAGCGAAGAUCAAGGAAACGUUGGAUAUAUUGGAACGUGUAAGCGAAGCUUGGGAAGGGCAAGAUGUUGAGGAGUGGCAGAGGUGGGCGAUGGAGAGCAUUGAACGGCUACCGGCGGGGGAGUCGUGA
Peniophora sp. CBMAI 1063 is the source of this 657-nucleotide messenger RNA. The record is from the annotation of a GenBank genome assembly. NCBI's taxonomy places the organism in Eukaryota, Fungi, Basidiomycota, Agaricomycetes, Russulales, Peniophoraceae.